CCUGCAGCCCCCAGCACCCCUGCAGCCCCCCCUGCAGCUGUGCAGGGCAGCCCCAGGCCAGGCUCAGCCCCAGAUGUGUUUGUGGCCAGCCCUGCUCAGCCCCCCAGGAGCCAGGGGGGCUCCCCAGCUGAUGAGCCCCAGCAGGAAAAGGAGAACCAGCCCCUCAGCCCAGACUCCCCCCCUGCUGCUGGCAGCCCUGCAGCCGAGGCCCUGGGGGGCUGGGGGGGCCCUGGGGGGCCCGGGGGGGCUGCAGGGGCAGGUGGGGACAGCACCAUCCCCCCCAGAGCCCUGCUGGAGACCCCCAGGAAGGAGGAGAUGGACAUCGAGGAGAGGAUCCCGAUCUACCUGAGGAACCUGGGCAUCCAGCAGUCCCCUGGCUCCAUCCUGGCUCCCUUUGUGGCCCAGGCCCCCCUGCAGGAGCUGGAGUUCUCCCCCUGGCAGCUGAGGGGGCUGCAGCACCCCCUGGGCAGGCUGGGCAGGCUGCCCCAGGCACAGGGUGCAUUGCUGCCAGCCUUCGAGCUGUCACAGGGCAGCUGUGACACAGCUGUGUCCCCUCUGAGCCUGGCCCUGGGCUCCGGGGCUGCCUCGGGUCUGCUGAGUGCCCUGGAUCUGAGUGCCCAGGAGCUGAGUGCCAGCUACCCCCAGGAGCUGAGUGCCCAGGAUCUGAGUGCCCAGGAGCUGAGUGCCCAGGAGCUGAGUGCCCAGGAGCUGAGUGCCCUGGAUCUGAGUGCCCAGGAGCUGUGUGCCCAGGAGCUGAGUGCCCAGGAUCUGUGUGCCCAGGAGCUGAGUCCCCAGGAGCUGAGUGCCCAGGAACUGUGUGCCCAGGAGCUGAGUGCCCAUGAGCUGAGUGCCAGCUACCCCCAUGAGCUGAGUGCCCAUGAGCUGAGUCCUCAGGAUCUGAGUGCCCAGGAUCUGUGUGCCCAUGAGCUGAGUCCUCAGGAUCUGUGUGCCCUGGAGCUGAGUGCCCAGGAGCUGAGUCCCCAGGAGCUGAGUGCCAGCUACCCCCAGGAUCUGAUCUGA
Messenger RNA from Oenanthe melanoleuca, 1020 nucleotides. RefSeq lists its product as uncharacterized. Lineage: Eukaryota; Metazoa; Chordata; Aves; Passeriformes; Muscicapidae. Bases 316 to 1020 code for a protein of 234 amino acids. The record is from RefSeq and is a predicted model, not a curated record. The transcript has 4 exons.